UGAGCGCUGCGGUGUAGUUCUCCAUCCGCUCUUCAGACACAGAAGAAGAAGCAGCUGCUUCACUACACUCAGCGCGAUGGAGUCCAGCGAUGCGGGUCGUGGCGGCUGGAAGACUCAUCAGAAGAGUAAACUGAAUGUGAUCAUGAGACAGGAGGAGCUGAUCGCUCAGAAGAAGAGAGAGAUCGAGGCCAGACUGAAAGAACAGGCUCAGAAGAAGCAGAAGCCCGUCCAGAACCAGAACCUGGACCAGAACCAGUCCAGCAGUUCUCCUCCCUCAGAGGCAUCUUCAUCCUCCUCCUCCUCCUCCUCCUCCUCAUCAAACAAGUUUGUGAACGACGGCAGUUUCCUGCAGCAGUUCCUGAAGAUGCAGCGAGAGAAGUCCAGCGCUGACGAAGGAUCGGCCGGCUCCGCCCCCAGCGCUCAGAGCCCGCCCUCAGCCGGAGGUCAGGCUCAGAAGAGGAGCGUUCUGAUCGGAAAGCGGCCCGGUCUGGGGGUCAGCAGCAUGAUCAAUCAGUUCAAGAACUACUCUCCGUCCAAGAAGACAGCGCUGCCCGCGGCCCGACCCAGUGUGUUCAGCUCCCCCGAUGAUGACGAGGAGGAGGACGAUGAUGCAGACUACCUGGAGGUCAAAGUUUCCCCCCCAGAGGACGGAGAUCUGCGGCUCGUCAUCGAUAAGAUGGCCUCGUUUGUCGCCGAAGGCGGUGCUGAGCUGGAGAAGAAGGCCAUGGAGGACUACAGAGACGAUCCCAUGUUCUCGUUCCUGUUUGAGAAGAGCAGUAAGGAGUAUCUGUACUACAGGAGGAGAGUGGCGGAGAUCAGACGAGACGCGCCGCGUCAGACCGAUGUCUCCUCCUCAGUGGAUGACAGCACCAGGAAGGUGGCGGAGAAACUGGCGCACUUCGUGGCGGACGGCGGCACGGAGGUGGAGAUCAUGGCUGCUCAACACAACCGAGACAAUCCCGCCUUCAGUUUCCUGUACGACUAUCAGAGCGCGGCUCAUCGCUUCUAUAAGGCUAAAGUGGACGAGUUCCGUCAGGAUAAGAGCAGCAGUGAAUCGCAGACGGCCGUCUCACAGGAACACACACACACCGCCGCCAAGAGGAAGAGGAAGAGCCGCUGGGGAGCCGAGGAUGAUAAAGUGGAGCUGCCCACGCCAGCGCUUAUCAGCCCUACUGCUCCAGCGGCCGGAUCCAGCACUCCUGCACUGACAGAUCAGGAGCUGAGCAGUCUGGGAUAUAAGAAGGGGAAGCCGGUGGGUCUGGUGGGCGUGACGGAGCUGUCAGACGAUCAGAAGAAACAACUCAAAGAACAACAGGAAGUACGAACACACACACAUUACCCAUAAACCCCGUAAACUGUCAAUCAUGUCGU
This is a messenger RNA of Sinocyclocheilus grahami, 1371 nucleotides long. RefSeq names its product SURP and G-patch domain-containing protein 1-like. NCBI's taxonomy places the organism in Eukaryota, Metazoa, Chordata, Actinopteri, Cypriniformes, Cyprinidae. Bases 77 to 1345 code for a protein of 422 amino acids. Gene Ontology annotation, cellular component: nucleoplasm. Gene Ontology annotation, biological process: RNA processing. The transcript has 9 exons. The record is from RefSeq and is a predicted model, not a curated record. Gene Ontology annotation, molecular function: RNA binding.